Molecule: messenger RNA, 1248 nt
Organism: Kuraishia capsulata CBS 1993
Lineage: Eukaryota; Fungi; Ascomycota; Pichiomycetes; Pichiales; Pichiaceae
Exons: 1
Coding region: 1-1248 (415 amino acids)
Biological process (GO): maturation of SSU-rRNA from tricistronic rRNA transcript (SSU-rRNA, 5.8S rRNA, LSU-rRNA)
Cellular component (GO): Pwp2p-containing subcomplex of 90S preribosome; small-subunit processome
Molecular function (GO): snoRNA binding; protein binding
Source: RefSeq, a predicted model, not a curated record
AUGUCGGAAAAAGUUAGAUACUACUUGGAGCAGUCUAUUCCUGAGCUGGAGGAUCUUCAGAGAAAGGGACUUUUCGAGAAGAAGGAAAUAACGAUGAUCAUGAGGAGGAGAACAGACUUCGAGCACCGUGUCACGGGCAGAGGAACAAAGCAGGCUGAUUUCCUGAACUAUGUGGAAUUCGAGAAGAACACAGAAAAGCUAAGAAAAAAGAGAUACACACGAUUGGCCAAGGCGAACCUCAUAGACACCAAACCUUCCAUCUCGGACUGGGCUAGUCAGAGAAGGAUCCUUUUUGUGUUUGACAGAGCCAUCAGAAGGUUUCCCGGUGAUAAUAAGUUGUGGCUUGCAUAUUUGAAAUACGCCAAAGCCAACGGAUCAGUAAAGGUAAUUUACAAGAUCUACACCAAGCUGUUGCAAUUGCAGCCAAGAAAUGUGGAUGCCUGGAUCAGUGCUGCCAAGUACGAGUUUGAGCAGAACACCAACGCCAAAGGAGCCAGAGUGCUUCUUCAGAAAGGUCUGAGAUUCAAUUCAGACUCCCAGAAGUUGUGGCUGAAUUACGCCAAAUUUGAGUUAGUGUAUGUCACAAAGCUUUUAGCAAGAAGAAAGUUACUGAGUCUGAUGACCGAGCAACAGCAACGUGAAGACGCCAAGACUGAGCAGGAGGCCACCAAGGGCGAUCUGAACGACGAUGAGAUUAUGCUUCCUGACUUUGAGGUCAAAGAUAGUCUGAAUAGUCUGCCUGAGGUUGACAUGAACAUGCUGGGUAAUCCAGAGACAAACCCGGCUCUGCGUGGAGAAAUCGCACUCACCAUAUUCGACAUAGCAAUGAAGACGUUGGUGGAUCAGGUUCCUAAGGAUGCUACCAUUGUCACGAGGGAAUCCAAGACCUUGGAAGUUGCCAAUGACUUUCUGACGCUUUUUGACCAGUUUGAGAGUCUUGAUAGACAUAACUUGUGUGGUCACGUAAUUCGUUACUUGAGCUCAGAGCUUUCCUCCAAUGGAAAAGUCAUUCUUCUGGAAAUCACUCUUCCAAUGAGAUAUGUCACCAUUACAGAUUCUGCUUUCGUGGAUAAGUUGCAGCAAUCGGUGAAUUUGCUGUUGAAAUAUAAACCCAGGUGGGGUCGCAAUUUACAAGACGAGGUGACCGAGGGAUUUGUGGCAUACAUCCAACGGUUUACUCAAGAUACAAAUUCUGAGAGGUUACAAAAACUGCUACAAACCAUCGUUACAAGGUGUCGUCAAGCUUAA